Molecule: messenger RNA, 3033 nt
Organism: Cryptomeria japonica (Japanese cedar)
Lineage: Eukaryota; Viridiplantae; Streptophyta; Pinopsida; Cupressales; Cupressaceae
Product: disease resistance protein RUN1
Exons: 4
Coding region: 143-2776 (877 amino acids)
Biological process (GO): defense response; signal transduction
Molecular function (GO): protein binding; ADP binding
Source: RefSeq, a predicted model, not a curated record
UCCAAAACCAAUUUGACCAAAUUCAUGAAUUAUUGAAUUCUGUGGGAUCUGAUCUCUCCUAUUAUACUCAUGUACGAAGUUGAAGUUGCGCACAGUUGGGUUUUCUCCUAUUAUUCUCCUUCCUUUCUGUUGGAACUCAAAGAUGGACGGAUUCAAGCCUUACAUACCUGGCGCUACAAAAAUUUCUUUAAAUGAUAAGAGAUAUCACGUGUUCCUGAGUUUCAGGGGAAAAGAUGUGAGAAAGACUCUCGUUGAUCAUCUCUUUCAAGCUCUUUCCGCAGCUGGAUUGAAUGUGUUUCUUGACAGCCACAAAUUAAAGAAGGGGGAAAUCAUUGAUUUAGGCCUGGAAAAUGCAAUUAAGUGCAGUUCAAUACGCAUUCCUAUGAAUAUGACUGGAAGCUCUAGCCCUUAUGAUGAAUCAUUUAAAAAACACUAUAGCCAUCCAGAUCGAUAUUCAAGAGAAGAGAUUGAUGGGUGGAAGCAUGCCCUUGAGCAGAUCUGUUGUCGCUCAGGCUGGUCCCUGGAUAUGACUGGAAGCUUCGAAGCUCAGCUAGUGAAGAAGGUCGUGAACGACAUAAUAAAGACACUUGACAGGGUGCCGUUACAAGUUGCCAAAUACCCAGUGGGAUUAGAAACGGUGAAAAAAGAUCUCAUUCAGAAAUUGCAUCUCGGUUCAGCCCAAACAGUGGUUAGAUUUGGAAUAUGGGGUAUAGGCGGUAUUGGUAAGACCACAGUUGCAAAGGCCGUGUACAAUGAAGCUUGUAAUGAUUUCGAUGCCGCUUCGUUUGUAUUUAAUGUCCGCUCCACUAGCCUUACAAAAUUGCAGGGGCAAAUUCUCAAAGAUUUGGUCAACUAUGAAGAAGAACUGUACAGUGUGGAAAAGGGCAAAUAUUUGUUGACAGAUCGUUUGCGAGGAAUCCGUGCCCUUGUCAUUUUGGAUGAUGUGGAUGACCGAGUGCAAUUGGAAGCCUUAGCUGGGCAUUGGUUGUCUCCUGGCAGCUGCUUAAUCAUAACUUCUCGAGAUCGACACAUUCUCAAUGCUGCUCACAUCUCAUCAGCGUGCAUUCACGAGAUGAGCGGAUUGGAAGAAAGUGAAGGUCUCCAAUUGUUUAGCUGGCACGCCUUCCUCAGACCGUCCCCAAUUACCGGUUAUGAAGUGCUCUCGAAAAGAAUAGUGCAGGCUUGCAAGGGGCACCCUCUUUCUCUGGAAAUCAUUGGAGCUUUCUUGUAUGAUAAGCAGAACGACACAGAUAUUGACUGCUGGAAUGAAAUUCUUGACAACUUUACAGUCAACAAAGACAUAUUUAAAACACUCAAAAUCAGUUAUAAAGGUCUUAGUGCUGAGGAAAGAGAUAUAUUUUUGGACAUUGCUUGCUUUUUUAUUGGGGAACGCACAACUAAUCCCAUUCUUUUCUGGAAAUCCAUGUACAAGAAUGUGCGCAUUGCUAUCACCAAUCUUUCAAUGAAGCUGCUAAUAAAGAUAGACGAGAAAGAUGUAUUUGAUAUGCAUGAUCUUGUGCGAGAAAUGGGGCGAAUGGUUGCUGAAGAAGAGCAAACCCGGCAAUGGCGGACUGCGCAGUCAAGCAGUUCAUCCAAAAAUGUAAGCAAUAUCUCUGGCCUUCGUCUCUAUAAAGGUGAUUUACGGAGUCUUAAAAUGUUGGGCACACCUCGUCUUCGCUAUCUUCAUUUGGAGCAAGUGCACAUAGAAGAUAGCAUAGACAAUCUUCCUCCAAGUUUGAGAUGGCUAAAGGUGGAUUCUUGUUCCUUUCCGAAGACAAUGUACAGCUCGAUUUUGUUCAAGGACUUAAUUUUAACAAUGAAGAAGAAAUUUACCUCUGUUGUGGACAUCAUACCGCAAUUGAGGAUCAUGGACUUGACUGACUGCAGAUCCUUACAAAACCUCCCUGACAAUAUUGGUCAUUUGUCACAUUUGCAGUCCUUGAAUUUGUCUGGAUGUCUGAAGUUGGAUUGUCUUCCUAACACCAUUUCCAACCUCUCACAACUGCUAUACUUGAAUUUGAGUUACUGUGAAAGAUUAGUAUACCUUCCUGACAGCAUUGGAAACUUGUCACAGCUACAGUACUUGAACUUAACUUGUUGUAGAAUCUUAAUUGAACUUCCUGACAGCAUUGGCAAGCUAUCACAGCUGAAGCAAUUAAGUCUGAGCUGGUGCGAAAAAUUGGAGAGCCUUCCAGAAAGCAUUAGCAACUUGUCAAAGCUGGAAAGGUUGGAUAUGCUGAGGUGUCAUACUGCAUGGAAGUCAAUUCCUUAUUCCAUUUUGAUCCAGCCAAAACUAUGCCUCUUAGGAUUACCUCCCCGGGUGGAGGAGUGGCGAAGGGGUGAACAAAGGGAACGAAGUCUAACAGAGAAUCAAGAUCAAACAGAGGAGUGGACUACUCCAAAGUUUAGAGAAUCCAUGACAGAAUUUAGCGCAACCUUAGCUCCGGAAUGCCAAAAUUUGGAGUCCAAGCUCACAAAAAUCAGAAAUCAACCUAAACGAAGACCCGAACUCAAGUUGCCAGGCAAAGCAACAAAAGGAAAUUUAAAUUCUUACCGCCAAUGGUUUCCGUUGAGUAGUUACCCUACGAGGGUUAACACCAAAUUCAAUUCUUACCGCCAAUGGUGUCCGUUGAGGAUUAACACAAUUUUUUUAGCAGGAAAAUCAUCAAAUUUCAAUAAGACAAGUGCCCCAAGUUCUUCAAGGAGUGCCCCAAAUUUUUCAUCGACGAGUACUUCAAGUUUUUCAACAAGUUGUACCCCAAAUUCUGCUAAGUGAUAUAAAGAAAAAUCUUCAACCUGAACCUGAGAUUUUCAAUAGAAAAAUCUUCUUGUUUUGUGGAGAGUUGGUGUAAACGGGAGGAGCAACCCACGUUUGUUGAAAUAAAUGAAGGCUCCAACUCAAAUUAACCGGCAAACCAACAAAAGGCAACAAAAAUAUCAAUCGCCUUGUCAUCCAUUUUAUUGUCAUCCAUUUUAUUGGAAAGAAAUUAUUACAAUUUCAUCUUUAAUAAACUUUCUAUUGAAAAUGAAAAG